Molecule: messenger RNA, 1083 nt
Organism: Ilex paraguariensis (yerba mate)
Lineage: Eukaryota; Viridiplantae; Streptophyta; Magnoliopsida; Aquifoliales; Aquifoliaceae
Source: the annotation of a GenBank genome assembly
AUGGCAAAAUCGCCAGAGUUAGAGCACCCAGUGCAGACCUUUGGAUGGGCAGCCAGAGACACAUCUGGAGUACUUUCUCCAUUCAAGUUCUCAAGAAGGGCUACCGGUGAUCACGAUGUAACUUUCAAAAUUUUGUAUUGCGGGAUCUGUCACACAGACUUACACAACAUCAAGAACGAUUGGGGCUUCGCUACUUAUCCUCUUGUACCAGGGCAUGAGCUUGUGGGCAUAGUAACGGAGGUGGGUGGCAAGGUACACAAGUUCAAAAUUGGAGACAAAGUUGGCGUAGGCUGUAUGGUCGGGUCGUGUAACUCGUGUGAUAGUUGUGCCAAUGAUCUCGAAAAUUAUUGUCCAAAAAUGAUACAAACCUACACUGGCAUUUAUCAUGAUGGAACCCCAACACAGGGAGGUUAUUCGGACAUAAUGGUUGCUAAUGAACAAUUUGUGAUUCGCUGGCCCGAAAACUUGCCCCUCGAUGCUGGUGCUCCUCUUUUAUGUGCUGGGAUCACAACUUAUAGCCCCUUGAAAUACUUUGGACUUGACAAGCCUGGUAUGCAUGUGGGUGUAGUGGGUCUUGGUGGGUUAGGUCAUGUAGCUGUGAAGUUUGCCAAGGCUUUUGGGGCUAAAGUGACUGUAGUUAGUACAUCCCUUAGCAAGAAAGAUGAAGCCAUUAAACAACUUGGCGCUGACUCAUUUUUGGUUAGUCGUGACCCUAAUCAGAUGCAGAUUGCGGUUGGGACCAUGGAUGGUAUUAUCGAUACUGUCUCUGCAACUCACCCUAUUCUGCCAUUGAUUAAUCUAUUGAACACUAAUGGAAAACUUGUCAUGGUUGGCGCACCAGCGAAACCGUUUGAGUUGCAAGUGUUUCCUUUGAUUCUUGGGAGAAAGAUGUUGGCGGGCAGUAUGAUUGGAGGCAUGAAAGAGACACAAGAGAUGAUUGAUUUUGCAGCAAAACACAACAUAACAGCAGAUGUUGAGGUUAUCUCUAUGGACUACGUUAACACAGCAAUGGAACGCCUUGCUAAAGCCGAUGUUAGAUAUCGAUUUGUUAUCGACAUAGGGAACACUCUCAAGUCUGCUUAG